Molecule: messenger RNA, 678 nt
Organism: Trypanosoma cruzi
Lineage: Eukaryota; Euglenozoa; Kinetoplastea; Trypanosomatida; Trypanosomatidae
Product: glutathione peroxidase, putative
Exons: 1
Coding region: 1-678 (225 amino acids)
Biological process (GO): response to oxidative stress
Molecular function (GO): glutathione peroxidase activity
Source: RefSeq, a predicted model, not a curated record
AUGCUGGCGGCGUUGCUUAACUUGGCAGAGGACACAUCCCUCCUUCCCCCCUCUGCGAUGUGUGGGUUAUCAAAGGAGACAAAGCUAAAACAAGAAAAACAAGCAAAUAACAGAAGAGAGAAAAGAAUUGCGACACCUUUUCUUUCUCACCCUUGUUGUGUAGUCGUCAGCGUGGAGGUUGUGCCAAGGGGUGGAAUGGGCAGCAGCACGGUGUUCGCGUACUCCGCGCUGAUGGGUGGCAAAAGCGUGGCACUCUCCAAUUACACCGGGCGCGUAACUGUUGUCGUCAACACCGCCUCCCUUUGCAGCUUUGCCAACUCGAGCUUGCAGCAGUUGACACACGUGCAGGAAACGUACGGACCGCGCGGUGUCACCAUCCUGGCUUUUCCCUGUGCUCAGUUUGCCAACCAGGAGCCGAAAAGCAACGAAGAGAUCACCGUGUGGGCGCAAACGUGUGGCGUGAAUUUUCCGCUGUUCGACAAGGUGAAGGUGAAGGGGCCGGAUGCACACCCGUUGUUUCAGAUGCUGCAGGCCUCGCUCGGCCCUAUACGCUGGAAUUACACGAAGUUUAUAUGCGACCGUGAAGGCAUCCCGCUGGUUAAAUUGGACUCGUCCUCCUCUUUUGAAGAGCUGCGGCACUCCAUCGAGCAGGCUUGCGGGCCGCAACGGGGUGCAUGA